AUUUGCCUGAGUGGCAGGGGAACCGGAAGUGGGGGAGCUGCUGCUGGUGCUGGGGCCGGAGGAGGGACGCGCCGGAGCGGGACCGACGGGACCGAGCGAGCGACAGACGCGCUACCCGCCGACGCCUCAGUCGCUUGGGGCCCGCACGGACCCUCUACUUCAGUGUAGAAUGAGCCAAGGAGACUCAAACCCAGCAGCUAUUCCGCAUGCAGCAGAAGAUAUUCAAGGAGAUGACCGAUGGAUGUCUCAGCACAACAGAUUUGUUUUGGACUGUAAAGACAAAGAGCCUGAUGUACUGUUUGUGGGAGACUCCAUGGUGCAGUUAAUGCAGCAAUAUGAGAUAUGGCGAGAGCUUUUUUCCCCACUUCAUGCACUGAAUUUUGGAAUUGGGGGAGAUACAACAAGACAUGUUUUGUGGAGACUAAAGAAUGGAGAACUGGAGAAUAUUAAGCCUAAGGUCAUUGUUGUCUGGGUAGGAACAAAUAACCACGAAAAUACAGCAGAAGAAGUAGCAGGUGGGAUCGAGGCCAUUGUACAACUUAUCAACACAAGGCAGCCACAGGCCAAAAUCAUUGUACUGUAGAAACGGGGUUUCACCAUAUUGGCCAGGCUGGUCUUGAACUCCUGACCUCAUUCGUGAUCUGCCCGCCUCAGCCUCCCAAAGUGCUGGGAUUAUAGGUGUGAGCCACCUCGCCAGACCAGGUCAUGUAGGAAUUCAUAUGCUCUUGGGAUGUUUGGAUUUUAUCCACAGUUGCUAGGGGGCCAGAUCUUUUUUAUUACAAGGCAUUUCAUUUACUUGUUGAGGUACUUAUUUAUACCUGCCUUAUUCCAGAAAGGAUUGUGUUAAGAGUCCACCUGUUAAGUACAGUGACUAGUACAUAGUAUUUGCUUAGGAAAUAUUUGUUGUAUGAAUGUUGCUGAGUAAGCCUUCCAUAUUCUUUGUUUUUAAAUUGGGUAUACAAAAGUGUUAAUUAUGGUGUUGUCCAUAAUACUAAAACAUUGGAAAUAACCUAGAUAGUAGUAUCAUGGAAAUGAUUACAUAAGUCAUUGAAUAUGAUAGCAGUAAUCACAUUACAAUUACGAGGGCUGUGUGCAAACAGACUUUAUGGUGUAUUUAAGUGAAAAUGUGUAUAUUAUAUUUAGAAUUGCUUGGCUGGGCAUGGUAGCUCAUGCCUAAUCCUAGUAUAUAUGCAAUUGGAAAAGGGCUACAAGGAGACAAAAUUAAAACAGUUAUUCCAGGGUGAAUGGCUCUGAUUCAUCAAGACAGCAUUCAUUCCACCUCUUUUUCUCAUAGUAUAUUAUGGUGUAGGUUCCAUGUGGCAUUAAUAGAUGAUGUGUAUCUAUGAGCUUGAUUAUUCUGACAGCCAAAUGGAGAAUGGAUUAAAGGGUAGACAACGUUGGAGGUGGGAAGACCAAUCAGGAGAUUUUAUAGUAAUUAAGAUGAUUGGAGAUAAGUUCCUGAGCUAUAGCAGUGCAUAUAAUCAGGAUGGAGAAAAGAAAAUGACAUUUAGGAUGCAAAAGUUGAGUAAUUUAAUGAUAAAUACAUAAGAUAUAUGGGAUGAGAGACUUGCAGAUGUUGGAAUGACCAGUUGAUAAAGAGGAAGAGCAUAGUUUAAUGAAUUGCUUUUGGAUCAGUUGGGAGUGCCUUGGGAACAUUUAAAUUUGUUUCUGUAGCUAGAAGUUUAAUACGUAAUUCUGAAGCUCUAGGAAGAGAUCUGGCUAAAGUAUUUAGAGCAGUGGGCCAAAGGACAGGUCCUUGAAGAAUACCAACAGUUAAGGGACAGGAGGAAGGGAACCCAUGAAAAAACUAAGAAGAAAUGGUUAGCUUUCAUUCAAAACAGUAUUUUCCAAUGUUUCACAAAUCAAAGGUGUAGAAAGUGCCAAAUGGAGAUGUUCCAGGAAUGUCUGAAGUUAUAAAUAAUAAGUAGAGAAAAAUAAGUGAAUCUUCUAAUUUAUUGUUUUCCACUGUGCCCCAGGGUUUGUUACCUCGAGGUGAGAAACCCAAUCCUUUGAGGCAAAAGAACGCCAAGGUGAACCAACUCCUCAAGGUUUCGCUGCCGAAGCUUGCCAACGUGCAGCUCCUGGAUACCGACGGGGGUUUUGUGCACUCGGACGGUGCCAUCUCCUGCCACGACAUGUUUGAUUUUCUGCAUCUGACAGGAGGGGGCUAUGCAAAGAUCUGCAAACCCCUGCAUGAACUGAUCAUGCAGUUGUUGGAGGAAACACCUGAGGAGAAACAAACCACCAUUGCCUGACUGGCUCCCAUCAGUGUUAAUAGCAUCUCAGCUUCCUCAGAUCAGUUCUAUCACUGGCACUACAGAAUCCUUCUCUUUCUUAAGGCACUUUGCAUUGUAGAAUGUUCCUGGAUGUUCAUAUCUAGUGUUUGAAGGGGAGGAGGGAUUUAAACUGGUCCUGUACAUAGAAGGUUUGUUUGACAGAGGAGAAAAAUUAGCCAAGGAAGAUUGUUGUUUAAAUUCAUUUGAAACCAGAAGGGGACUUUUUAGUUGUAUGUGUAACACAUUCAUUGAAUUAUCACUGUUUUCUUAGGACAACAUCAAGCCUAAAUACUGAACAAUAUGAAGAUUCUUUUCUUGGCCUUUCUGUGGAUUAUGUCAUAUAUAAUAAUUAUCAGAAUCAUCCUACUUGGCUUUAAAACAUGUUUUCUCCAAUUUUUUAAGGUUCAUAAUUUAGCGUUUUGUUUUUAUGUUGCUUAGAUUCUUAUUAUACUGAAUAUUUUCUUAACAUGUAGCAUCAGGUUGAACAUGCUUGUCAUUCAUAUAUGGAAGAUGCUAUAGUUAGAAGUGAAUUUGUUAUGCUUUCUUAAUCUUUUCCAUGCUUAGCAGUGAAAAACAGGUUUUGCCCCAGUAGAGGGACUCUUUGGAGGGUAUUAUUUUUAUGCUGCUGAAUAUCAUGUCUAUAAUAGACCCGUGCAUGCAGCCUUUCCUCCUUAUUCCCCUUCAUGCCCCCCUUUCCCCUUCAUUCCCCCCCCCUUUUUUUUUUUGGUCCUUGUUGACAUUACAAGCUUUUAACACAUUUUUGACCUAGGAGCCCUGUUGCUGGAAGUAUAGUCUCCAGCCAGUUACUCUCAUGAUAGUACUGCUGUAAAACUCAUUCUUGUGUGGUGUUCUGUGCUAUAGAGUCUGUGUAUUGCUAUUCAUAUUCAGAGUUCUGGUUUUGUUUUUCCCUUAAAACCUGUUAACAGUUUUUUUGGGGGAUGGGGGGAAUCGGAACUCGUUUCCCAUUCCAUAGCACCUGACAUUAUUUCAAGUUUUAUAAUAUCUUAAGGUGUAUAUUUUAUUUUAUUUUUUAUUGGCUUAGUUGUUUUUUGUUUUGUUUUGUUUGAGAUGGAGUUUCACUCUUAUUGCCCAGGCUGGGGUGCAAUGGUGUGAUCUUGGCUCACUGCAGCCUCCACCUCCCGGGUUCAAAUGAUUCUCCUGCCUCAGCUUCCUGAGUAGCUGGGAUUACAGGUGUAUGCCACCAUGCCCGGCUAAUUUUUAUAUUUUUAGUAGAGACGGGAUUUCGCCAUGUUGACCAGGCUGGUCUCGAACUCCUGACCUCAGGUGAUCUGCCCGCCUUGGCCUCCCAAAGUGCUGGGAUUACAGGCAUAAGCCACCGUGCCUGGCCUUAUUGGCUUAGUUUUUAAAUUAUCAUCCAAAAAUUUUGGGACUUUUUCCAUGGGGAAAAAAGUGAAGUUGCUCUUCAGCAUAGACACUACCUUUAUCCCAUCAUUUUAGUAAAAACUAGGUUUGUUUCACUUCUGAGGUGUCUUAUUAAUGUACUUCAUCUGAUAAUUUGUUGAUCUUAAUGUUUGAGCUAUAUAAGAACUGCCAUUAAAAAAAUGGGAUAAUAGAUGGCUUUAUCAGUAUACCUAUAGAAUAUGUACAAACUGGAUCUAUAGAUAUUUUGAACUGGACCAGGUGGGUGUUGAAAUAACCCAUCAAAAUACGCUCUGCAGUGAUUCUGCUUAAUGUUUAAAUUCAGUAACAUACUUGAAAGGCAAAUUUCAGUGCUUUUGUAUGUUGGAGGAGGGCUUACUGAUUCGUGCUAAGACCAAUUUCUGAUUGAGGGAUAAACCUUGGGCUCAUUUUUUUCUUGUGAAGUCUCUUUCUAGAAAAUUUUUUGGUUUUGUUCUUUUUUAAAAACACAUACGUUUUUGAAUGUAUCAUGUCUUCAACAACAGAAAAUCCACAUGGUGUUUACUAAACUUGUUUACGAUAUUAAAAAUUUCCCUUUUAUUUUUAGUAGCCCAAGUUGAGUUUUUCACAAGAGAUUUUUUUCUUAGCUAAGGUAUAGUUGUAUAGCAAGAAGAAUUAAGCCAGAUUUUUGUGUGUGGAAAGACAGUUUUCUAUCCAGGUCUUUUUCUGUUUGUCAGAAGGUAGGAGUAUGGUCCAAAUAAAUCCAUUAGGUUACUCCUGCAGCAUGCGCUUUUAGCUUCUCUGUUGACUGAGGAUCAAAUAUCCCUUUGUGAGCUGGCCCUCAGCUCCUUUGCUCAUGUGUACAAACCUCAGAUGUUACUACAUUUUAUAUCUACCGGAGCUAUUCAAGCAAUAGUAUUUGAACCACUAGCCUUUUAAAUAAAAUUCUGCCCCAUUACUGAUGUGCAGAUACUGAGUUCACUUUCAUUUUUUGCCAGAUUUCUUUGCACUACUUUAGGUAAAAAUAGUUAAUCUAUUUUUCUUUGACAUCCUAGUUCGCGUCAGUGACAGAACUUACUGCUUAGUCUUUGUACUUUUAAAAAAAAUCUAUAAAUUUAAUGCACUGUCCAAGUGAAAUGUCCUAGUUGUCAUUGUGAUUAAGGGGCCAACUUUCCAGGCAGCUAGCAGAGAUACUGUUCUCUUCCUCUCCCAGCAAAUUUGUAUUCCUUCGCCCACGCAUUCCUGCUAUACUAGAUGGCAGCCAGUGAUGGAACUAUAAAGAUGUCUGUGGUCAUAUCUCGAAUGUGGCAGCUUGAAGAUGUACUGCCAAGGGUGAUCUAGGGCAGGUUGUCUUCCAGUCCAUGUAUUCUCGGUUGCCGUAGACAGUGCUCUGGCUACCACCGUGAGUCUACUUGAACUGUCAAGGGCAUCUGCCUAAACCAGAAUCUUUUGUCAGAAACCUUAACCCAACAAAACAAAUCUUGAGUAGCUCAUGCCCGGCUCUUAGGAACUUUGUCUCUUUGUUAAAAAAAAAAAAAGUCCAACUUACUUUAUUUUAUUUUUUUAACCUAGUAACUGUUUACAAUUGUAUGCUAAAGCCUGAAAUAUUGUCUGUGCUGUGGUGUAUGAGCAUUGCCAACUUUAUAUUUAUUGCAGUGAAGAAGAAACUAAAAAUAUAUGAAAACAAGGAGCAUGUCCAAGCUCCUAAAUCCGUGUGGGUGCAUGUGGGAGAAGUGAGUUGGGGCCUCUUGAAAGGAGGCUUUUUGGAGAGGGGUCCCCCAGGUUUCUUGGUGUUCCUGCUUGGGGAUCACUGCUGCUAGCUGACUGGACCUCCCCAUUGGAAGUUUGUGAUUUUGCUUUGGCAAAGUUUCAUUGACUAGUAGAACUCAUUCUGUUUUAGUGUAUAUUUCAAUAUAAAUGUAAACAUUUUGCUCAAA
Molecule: messenger RNA, 5572 nt
Organism: Symphalangus syndactylus (siamang)
Lineage: Eukaryota; Metazoa; Chordata; Mammalia; Primates; Hylobatidae
Gene: PAFAH1B2
Product: platelet activating factor acetylhydrolase 1b catalytic subunit 2
Cellular component (GO): cytoplasm
Molecular function (GO): platelet-activating factor acetyltransferase activity
Source: RefSeq, a predicted model, not a curated record